UUUAUUAUGCCCUUUGAAUUGUGGGUAAAACAUGUCUGCGCCCUCCAUCCUGAGGCCCACCUCACCUCAAUGAGAUAAGGGCAUUAUUAUCAUUAAAAACCAGGAUCUCGAGCCACAAAACACUGGACUUUUCCCUCAACGUUUAGACAUUAAGUCGGAAGAUGUCGGAAAACGCCCAGAAGAAGGAGAGCGUCUCUGGAAAUGCGCUCAGCAGGGCAGGGAUCGCUGACAUGCUGGCGAAGAACUUCGAGAGACUGCCCGACACCGAUCAGAAACUCUUCAUCUACGGACCCAUGUACCUGGGGGGCAACGGGGCCUUCGCGGGGCUGAUCGCCAACAGCUUGUAUCGCAGAGCCCUGAACGUGUCGCAGGCGCCCAUCACCUCCAGCCUGCCGAUGGCCGUGCUGCCCUUCAUGACAACGGUCGCCCUGUACAACGCAGCGGUGACCAGCCCCCUCAUGCACGGUGAUCUCAACUGCCCCUCCUGCGCCCUGAUGCGAGGUGCACUGGUCGGUUUGGUCGCUGCCGGCGUCUACCCCAUCCUGCUGGCCAUACCCGUCAAUAUCGGCCUGGCGUCCAGGUACAGCAGCGCGCCGACGCCGGAGAAGGGCAAUGUGCUCAGGUUCGUGGUGGACCUGUCCAGACCGAUCCUGAGGAAAAUGAGGGCGGUGCUGGUGCUGCAGGUCUUCUUCGGCACCUACCUCGGCUCCCGGCAUUUUGAGUCGUACACCAAACUGGCACAUACAACAUUCGGCUCGGGUGCUGACGAACUGCAAGACGGAAACUAACUGAACUGAACCUUGAAAUAAGCACUUUUUUUGGUGUAUAUUGAUUCGCCAUCAUUUCAUCUGGAAAAUAACACGUGAAAUAAAGUGUGGCUCUCUUGUA
This is a messenger RNA of Scophthalmus maximus (turbot), 888 nucleotides long. RefSeq names its product transmembrane protein 126A (gene tmem126a). NCBI's taxonomy places the organism in Eukaryota, Metazoa, Chordata, Actinopteri, Pleuronectiformes, Scophthalmidae. The transcript has a single exon. The coding region runs from base 162 to 788 and encodes 208 amino acids. Gene Ontology annotation, biological process: mitochondrial respiratory chain complex I assembly. The record is from RefSeq and is a predicted model, not a curated record. Gene Ontology annotation, cellular component: mitochondrion.